UUCAUUUGCUAAAGUUGUCAUCCAUUCCUUGAAUCAAAACAAUAUUAAAUGAAAAGCAUAUGCGUUAAUGUGCAUUAAUUUCUGUCGAUAAAUGAAAGCGCUUAAUAAGGUGCCCUAUGUUACCGACAACUCAUUAAAAAUAGAUCAUAGCAGCGCCACUUAAUAAAAAUCUAAACUAAUAACUGUCAACUGUAUCAUGAAAGUCAUGAAAUAAAGAUCAAUUCGAUAAUGAUAUACACUUUCAAGUAUUUUAAUAACACGACUUUAAACAAUAAAAAUUAAACAAUUGUAUACAUAUUAUAUAGCAAUUAUACAUGCAACUUUUUAAACAUGGCCUGGACACAUUAUCAAUGUAUUUUAGCUGUUCUCAUGGUUGUUACUGGAUCAUUUAAUACUCUUUCUGUAAAAUAUGCAGAUAAACAAGUCGUGCCUGGACAAGAUGGAGUACCUCGUCAUUUUAAUCAUCCUUUUAUGCAAUCUUUAUUUAUGUUCUUGGGUGAAAUGUUAUGUUUUCUCAUUUUUAAAAUUGCAUAUUGUUACUACAGUCGUAAAGAUGAUGGUUCUGUAGAUAAUAAUACUUUAACUAAAGGAUCUCGCAACUUCAAUCCAUUCAUCUUAUUUAUACCAGCUAUGUGUGAUAUGUUAGCAACUUCUAUUAUGUAUGUUGGUCUCAACAUGACCUAUGCCAGUAGUUUUCAAAUGUUACGUGGUGCAGUUAUAGUUUUUACUGGUAUUCUUUCAAUGGGCUUCCUUAAUAGAAACUUAGGUGGAAGAGAAUGGAUAGGAAUUGUAUGUGUUUUAAUAGGUUUAGCACUUGUUGGCAUAAGUGAUAUAAUGGUUAUAAAAGAUGAAGACGUUAGCCUGAACUCUAUUUUAACUGGAGAUUUAUUAAUAAUUUGUGCACAGGUAAUAACAGCAGUCCAAAUGGUAAUAGAAGAAAAAUUUGUUGCUGGUCAAGAUAUUCCUGCUUUGCAAGCAGUUGGUUGGGAAGGUAUUUUUGGAUUUAUUGGCAUAUGUCUAGUUAUGAUCCCCCUUAAUUUUAUUUAUGCAUCACCACCGUUUGCGGAUAAUUCACGGGGUACUCUUGAAGCUACUGCAGAUGCUUUAGUACAAAUUGGAAACAGUGGCAGAUUACUAAUGGCAAUAGUUGGAAUAGCAUUCAGUAUAGCAUUCUUUAAUUUUGCUGGUAUUAGCGUCACAAAGGAAAUCAGUGCUACAACAAGAAUGAUUUUAGAUAGUAUACGAACGAUUGUUAUAUGGGCUUUUUCAUUACAAUUUAAAUGGCAAGAUUUUCAUUAUCUCCAGGUCAUUGGCUUCGCAAUUCUUUUAAUUGGAAUGUUUUGCUAUAAUAACGUAUUAAUUCCACAAUUAGUACAAAAAUGUCAGUGCCAUUUAAUAAGAAAGAGACGUGCUAAUGAUGAGGAACGUAUUGUCAAUAUUGCUGCAGAUGAUGUUCAAGAAAGUAUAUAAAAAGUAAAAGUAAAGCUUGUUGUAAUAAGCAUAAUGGUUAUUAAAAUCAUUAUAUAUGGGAUAAUCGAUAACGAUUUAAAAAAAAAAAAAGAAAAAAAAAGCAGUCAGAUCUGUGAUCUUAUAUACAAACACAUUACUUAUACUUAUUUUAUGACAAAAAAGCUAUGAUAUAUUUUUCAUAUCUUCAUCUUUGUCAUUAUACUAUAAUAUAAUAAAUAAUGUGUAGAGAUUUA
Molecule: messenger RNA, 1703 nt
Organism: Vespula pensylvanica (western yellowjacket)
Lineage: Eukaryota; Metazoa; Arthropoda; Insecta; Hymenoptera; Vespidae
Gene: Tango9
Product: solute carrier family 35 member F6
Exons: 8
Coding region: 331-1470 (379 amino acids)
Biological process (GO): pyrimidine nucleotide-sugar transmembrane transport
Cellular component (GO): intracellular membrane-bounded organelle; Golgi membrane
Molecular function (GO): pyrimidine nucleotide-sugar transmembrane transporter activity
Source: RefSeq, a predicted model, not a curated record